GGCUGUUCCUGCGCAGAGGAGGGAGGAGUUAAACCGCCGGACCUGCUUUAUAUCUGACCAGUGAGCAGUGAGGAUUACCACUGAGAUGUUUGGAGCACCUCAGACUCCAAAUGUCUCCCAUGCCAGCUGAGACAGACUGCUGAGAGACAGAGCGGGACUUUCCCAGAACCUUCAGGUGAGUGAGGGCAGAGUUUUUAACUUUGGUGGUUUCAAACUCAACCCAGCUUUCUUUUUUUAUACGUUGUAAAGUAAACGAACAGUUUUUUUUAAAACAGCUGAUUAUGUUGUGAAAGUUUUAUUCUCUCCAAACUGAACCGUCCGAGUGAGGCAGAGAGAGCGAGGCAGAAACGCCUGAAGUGGAGAAAUAACAUGACGUAUCCUGCCAACACCCCUCUGAUAAAAAGGGAAAGCAAACAUUCCUCAGAGAUUACCUUUGACCACAGAUGUUCGUAUCAAGUUUGAGUAAAAGUAGGCCUCUAUGUCACUGUGAUGGGUUUGGACAAGUCUGAGCUCUGCGUCUAAAUCCCGGGGCUGUUGACACAUGAGAACCUUUGUUUCUGUCACAGCUUUAGAGGCGAUUAUGCAACAUCAGAUGAUCCUGCAGCGCCUCGCUCACCUCCCUUUUCUUUACUGCUAAGGUAGUGUCAAGAAUGUACAGCUGAGAUAAGGACCUGAGGUUCAUCGUUUUGUUGCAUUGGGUCGUUGCAGGUGUGCUGUGUGUGCAACAAUCUGCAGAGUCGUCAGAUUUUCCGAGCUGCCCUGUGGCGUCUUUUUCUUUCCUGACAGCUCACACAGGUAGCACGUUCUCGGGGUUGUCACCUGUAAAAACUGGCUGUCUCUCAGACAGAUUCUUGGCUCGGUUUGAGGCCGUAACUCAUUCAGACAGGUGAAUUAAUGAGGCACACGUCAAAGCCAUUAUGUGUUCCUUAAGAGAGGAUUAACUUUGAAUUUAACAAUGAAACUGAAUUUGUUAGAAAAGUCGGCCUUUUUUUCUCGAUUUAACUGCUGGUAUUAAAUAAAGUCAUGUGACAUCUCUGUGAUGAAACAUGCCGUCAGAGUCAGAGUCAGACUGGAUCUGCUGUGUAGGUGUUUAUUGACUGGUUUGUUUUAGCGCUGCAGCUAUAAUUAGCGCUGGAUUGUUACUCGUCAGUUAAAGGUAUUACUAUAUUACUGCGGGUCUGAAGUGUCUGUCACAUGUUGUGUCUGAGCUGAAGCGCAGUCGAACGCUGCCAGCCGGGUUGUAGGUGUGAUUAGUAGCUGCUGCCAUAAUCAAUCUACUACCCAGGCGCCAACAAGCAAAGGUGGCGGACGGCAGCUCGGAGCGUGGCGUUUGGUUUGGCGGUGUUUCAGACUAGAAAAUGGAGAUGAAGUUGUACGUUACACCAAUCUGACUGUACCUAGAAUGGACGCCAUCUGCCUCCUCCCUGGGUGAAGCCACUACGAGAACAGCGCCCUCUGCUGACGGGCUGCAGUAUAGGUCAUAGAUCCCGCCUCCUUAUGGAGCUGUGGACAAACAAAUCAGUGAAUUGAUCUGAAACGUGUUUAUUGAUAAACUUGUGAUGAGUUAGAGCCAAGUUCGCUGAAACUCUCUCACCUGUCGGGCGUGACUCCAUUUGACUAAGAGCUGAAAGUAAACUGAGAUCAGUCAACAGCAGAGCUACAGUGUGUGUCUGCUUUACAGGUGAUUUGCGUUUUACAACAUGAUAAGCAAACUGAGAAGGUGUACAAAUGCAAAGUGAAUGUUCAACAUGUUUGAAACAGUUCAAACAUUUACAAAGUGGGUGACAGUCUCAAACAGCAGAGUCAGCAGAGAGAGUUCACCGCCGCGACGCUGCUGCUGUUGAACAAACACUGACUUUAGUCAUCUUUGUGUGGGCAGUUUGCCUGCUGUAUGACACUGAACUGUGACCUCGCAGGUGAAGAAUCGCAUGUAAUGAAAAACAUAACACACCUUUUGUACGCUAAGAUCUGAAGUGACAUGAGUAGCCUAUUAUCAACUGUUGAACUGGGAGCCGUAUGUACUCUCUCAGUCGUACUUUUACAGCCAGCAGGUUUGUGAACUUCACGGCUUGGUUUCCAUUCGCGCCUCUUUUCCAGAGAGCUAUUACUUUCCCUCCUACUGCCAGCAGUGACGUCAUCUACUACAUAAAAAUGCAGCCGCUCACCCUUUCACAAGGAGGGUGGAAAAAGCCUCUGCGACGACACAUAAAAGUUUAAUUCUGAGUUGGAUUGAAUUUUGCUGGUGCACUUCCAGACUUGACAGAGCUACUGUAUCUAUGCCCCGAUGAUCUGAUUUAAUGAUGAUAAUAAUCAAUCUUAUUCAUAAAGCACUUUCCAGAACACCUGAAACAAAAGCAUACAUGAAACAAAAUAAUGACAUGAAAAACCAGUAAAGCAGCGGUUAAUGGGAUUUGAAUGUGGGUCAGUCAGUCCAGUCCCAGAUGUGUUGGAGAGGUAGGGAUGAGAACUGAUAAGAUUUUAUUGAUAUCGAUGCCAUUAUCAAUUCAAUUCUUUAACGAUUCCCUUAUCAAUGCCUUUCUUUGAUUAAAAAAGUAGACUACAGGUUUUCACCGUUAACUCAACAUUUUAUAGAGUCUGAUAACAGAGACAGAUGUACGCCACCUUCAGUGAGAGUCUAAAAUAAUCAAACAAAAAUGUUGUUGUUCAGAGUUUCUGUCAUUGUGUUUAUGUUAACACAGGACAUAUGUUAGAGUGACCAUAUUCUGAAUCCUUAAAAAGAGGACACUGCUGCGCGGGGCUGACAUGUGUGUGAAAUUAUCAUUUAUUUAUUUAUUUAUUUUUGUUGGGUCGAGAGUUUUUAUGCACUUCUAACUCAGUUAAACACAUUAUUCUGAAUUCCCAAAGACAGAAGUGCAUGUGUGCGUCUCAUCAGUGACUUUUCUUAUAAGUGAGCAGAGGGGCGGAGCUACAGAGAGGACUGAUCCUCUGCUCUGUUUUAUAAUGAAUGAAAACAUGUUCAGGACAUUUGAAGGAUUUUAUAAACUCCCCCGGACAGCCCCCCCCCCCCUAAAAGAGGACGUUGUAAAAUGACCCCUGACAGGAGCACGGUUUAAAGUUCAUAACAAGGUGAAAUAAUCCAAGUUUUCCUCAACAUUAACGUUGGGCGGAUUCAAACGCGUGUGCCUUUAAUGAUUUCAUGCAGACUAUUCAGAUAAGCCGAAAACAACAGCCCUCUGAUUCUGAAUAUUUGCUGUCCUGAAAAUAUAAAGUUCUUUACUUUGACAGUUUACUGUAGAGUUUAUAAACCCAAGUUCACCUCUAUAUGUGAAUUUUAGAGAGACAUAAAAACAGAACGACAGUUUUCUACUCCAUUUGACAUGUUGUCAUGAUCUAAUACUCGUGUUUUUUAAAUAUGAGAUAAUUUUCAUGUUGUUGGUGUUUCCAUCUUUGCAUGUUCUUUCUGCUUGACAAACGUUGCACUGUUGUCGUCUUUCUCAGUAACAUUAAGCCACGCUUCAGCUCGUUUCUGCCGACUUUUCGUAUUGUCUGCCAUAUUUUUUCCUCUGUCUCUGUUCCCGCAUAGACUGGCACUCGCGAGACCGUUUUUCAAGGUACCCAGAAGAAAGGAAUCGUUAAGAUAAAAUGUAAAUGAUGUCUUUGGAUUUAACCAUUUAGAACCGGUUCUCAACUAGAACCGGUUCUUGAUUCCCAUCCCUAUGGAGAGGGGCAGCAAGGAAGACCCUGGGUUUGAUGCAUUGUCCUCUAAACUGAUGAGAAGAGGUUUUAUGAGCUUCAGUGGAUUAAGUUAACGUGGGUGAUCUUUUUGUCCCUUGCAAGUCUGGCGUCUGCAUUUCACUAUCCUUUUACCCACUUUUGCAAACAUUUUGGAGCAACAGAAGUCCACACUGUGUUCUGUGAGGUUAAUGUCCGGCACAAAACAGCAAAGAAAAAAGCUCAGAGACUCAGUAUUGAUAAUAUACUGAGUAUAAAGUUUCCUAGUCAAUGGAGGCAAAAGUAAAUGUGAUAAAAAGCAUUGUGAUGUUAGGAUUAAGAAGGUUAAGAAUUACACAAUGUUUUUGUUUCCAUAUUUCAGCACCUGUGUUGUGACAGCAAAGGGCAUCCGGCACUUCCAGUUUCAAAGUAUUACGUCUGUGCAUGUCAAAACAUAUACAGCAUGCUUUGUGAUACACAUUCAUGAACCUGCAGACGGUUCAUUUGUCAUCAGAGAUAACAGAAUAAAAGAAAAAGGGUAGCUAUAUCAUGUCCGUACGCAGCAUGUACCAAUGCGUUUACUGUGAGGAAAUAAUUGUUGCUUGGAUUUUAAAUGAUUAAAUGUCACCAUGUCAGGGCUUUUAUGACAGUGAAAUUUCCCUCUGGUAUCAUGUCAUCCUUGUACUGAUCUUGAUACUCCUGCUUUUGAAGAUAAUUCAGUGUAACUUUGAAACAGGUCAAUAAAAUAGGGGAAAACAGAAGUAAUUUAAUGAGCAAAGUUUGUUAUGUUUCUUUCAUCUUUACAGAAAAGGAGUUUCAAGGUCUCGGGGCUCCGUCAAUAACACCCCAGACACCUUUAGUCUGUAUCCAGGAUUUUGGGGACUUCCAGGAACCAGCGAUCAGAAGCAAAAAGGUUUGACAGGAAGUUAUCAAUUCAAACUAGAAGAUUGCAUAUAACUCUAUUACCAUAAACACAUUUUUUGUUUAUAUUUACUUGUAGGCAAAAUGUGCGCUAUCUAAACCAAUUUUAACUAUUGUUUCUGUGUCACAGAGUGUUGUAAGCCAAGAUGGACUCCGUCAGUCAAGAUACUGAGGUAAAGCAAAAUGGCUACACAGAGGUCCAUGGACCUGUGGCAGGAAUUUUUCUGGAGAAGACAAAAGAGAAAGUGACCAUAUACCAAGCUAUGAAGAAACGUCUUCUUAAGCCAGGUACUGCAUUAGCCUUGCUUGAAGCACAAGCAGCAACAGUAGGUCUCGUAGAUCCAAUUAACAAUCGAAUACUUCAGAUUGAAGAUGCUGUUAAAGAAGGAAUAGUUGGACCAGAGAUGAAGGAGAAGCUCCUCACAGCAGAAAAAGCCGUCAAUGGCUAUGUAGAUCCCUACACCAAUCAGAUCAUUUCUUUAUACCAAGCCAUGCAAAAAGAUUUAGUGCCAAGAGAUUACGGAUUGAGGCUUCUUGAAGCACAGAUAGCCACAAAAGGCUUGUUUGAUCCCUCAGAAAAGACAAACAUCUCUGUUGACACUGCAAUUCAGAAGGGAUACUAUGAAAAAGGUUUGCUCAACAACCAGAGGUCAGAGCUCAAAGUCUUCUACAACCCAAGUUCACGAGAAAAUCUGAACUACCAAAACCUCCUGGAGAAAUGCACUGUGGAGCCUGACACGGGCCUGUUGCUCCUUCCUGUCUGCAUCACCUUCAAAGGUUUGCGAAAAGGAAUUUCUUCCACUGAACUCCUGGAAUCAAAGAUCAUUGACAAAGAAACAUUUGACGACCUUCAGAAGGGAAACACGACAACUCAAGAUGUGAUGUUGAUGGAAACCGUGAAAGAGUACCUGGAGGGCAAAGGUAGUAUCGCAGGCAUUGCCAUACUCUCAUCAAACCAGAGGAUGAGCAUUUAUCAAGCAAUGAAAGAAGGCAUAUUGAUGCCUGGGACAGCACUAGUAUUACUGGAGGCACAGGCUGCUACUGGAUUCAUGAUUGAUCCUGUGGAGAAUAAAAAGUUCACAGUGGAUGAGGCUGUCAAGAACAAACUUUUUGGCCCAGAAUUUCAUGCAAAGCUGCACUCUGCAGAGCGAGCGGUUACUGGAUACAAAGACCCAUACUCAGGCAAGACCAUCUCUCUGUUUCAAGCACUGUCAAAAGACCUCAUCGUGAAAGAGCAUGGAAUACGUCUACUUGAGGCACAAAUUGCCACAGGUGGAAUAAUCGACCCCAUCAACAGUCAUCGACUUCCCACAGAAAUCGCCUUCAAAAGAGGUUAUUUCGAUGAAGAAAUGAAAGCCGUACUGGAGGACUCUGGAGAUGACACAAAAGGGUUUUUUGACCCAAACACAGAGGACAAUCUCACUUACCUUCAGCUGAUGGAAAGGUGUGUCAUUGAUCCUGUCACUGGACUUUGCCUCCUCCCUCUCUGUGACAAGUCAGACAAAUUCAAUUUUAACUUCAUCGACUACAGAACCAAAGUGACCUUCCAACAAGAGAAAGUGAAAGUGACGUGUGGGAAGUACAUGGGGAUGACAGUAUCCCUGUGGGAGCUGCUGAUGUCAGAGUACUUUGAUGAAAACCAGAGGAGAGACAUCAUAAGAAAAUUCAGAGAAGGGGAGUUCAAUAUCAAAGUCAUCAUCACAAAGGUUCUGGAAGUCAUAGAAACGUCUGUGAAAACAACCAAGGUUGUUUUUGAAGGUAUCAGAGACACUGUCACAGCCAAACAACUUGUAGAUGCAGACAUCAUCAGUGAGGAGGUCCUGGAAGAUCUGAAAAAGGGGAAGAAGUCAGUGAGGGAUGUGACAGAAGAUGAGAAUGUCAGUGUGUACCUACAGGGGAAAAGCAGCAUUGCAGGUAUUCUGCUUCCUGAUUCUCAAACCAUGACCAUCUACCAGGCUAGACAAAAAGGAAAGCUGAUGCCAGGAACUGCCUUGAUUCUACUGGAGGCACAAGCAGCAACAGGUUUUGUCAUUGACCCCAUUGGAAACCGGAAGUUUUCGGUUGAUGAUGCUGUCAAAGCCAAAAUUGUGGGGCCGGAUGUUUGUCAAAAGCUGCGCUCAGCAGAGAAAGCAGUCACAGGGUACAAAGAUCCACAUGACGACAAAAUAAUCUCUCUGUUUCAAGCUAUGCAGAAAGAUCUCAUCCUGAAAGACCAUGGAAUUCGACUCUUGGAAGCACAGAUUGCCACUGGAGGUAUCAUUGACCCAGUGAACAGCCAUCGCAUUCCUGUUCAUGUGGCCUACAAGAGGGGAUACUUUAAUGAGGAAAUGAAUCAGAUUCUGUCCGACCCUGAUGAUGACACCAAGGGCUUCUUUGACCCCAACAGCCUUGAGAACCUGACAUACCUGCAGCUCAUGGAAAGAUGUGUUACUGAUCCAAGCACAGGUCUGUGCCUUUUGCCACUCAAAAGCAAAGGCAAGAAAAUCAACAUUGAUGAUAAUAUGAGGGAAACAUUCCAGACAACAAUAGUCACCGUGAAGUAUGGCAGGUUCAAGGGGAGGUACACAACGCUCUGGGAUCUUAUCAAUUCAGAGUAUCUGACAGAGGAAAAAAGACAGGAGUUUUUCAAGCUCUUCAAGUCCAGGAAAAUCACAAUUGAGCAACUCAUUAUCACCAUUCAAGAGGUCAUUGAGAGCAAAGAGAUAAAACUGCAAGCAGAGCUGAGUUUGGAAGGUCUCAGAGGAAAGGUCUCUGUUGUGGACCUUCUAGAGCUUAAUAUUGUGGAUGAACGAACAUAUAACAGCUUGAUCGAUGGAAAAAUAACAACCAGUGAUCUGAUGAAAAUCGACAGUGUGAGAUCCUACCUUCAAGGAAAAAGUUGUGUGGCUGGAGUGAUACUUCAACCCUCGAAUCAGAAGUUAAGCAUCCAUGAGGCUCAGAGAAUUGGCGUUCUCACACCCAGCACUGCCCUCUGUCUUCUUGAGGCACAAGCAGCCACAGGAUUCAUCAUUGACCCUUUAAAGAACAAAAAGCUCACAGUGGAACAAGCUCUCAAAGAAAAGGUAGUUUGUCCGCAGAUGUAUGAAAAGUUAUUGUCUGCAGAAAGGGCUGUCACUGGUUACACAGAUCCAUACACUGGUCAGAAGAUCUCACUUUUUCAAGCAUUGCAAAAGGAUCUCAUUGUUAAACAGCAUGGUAUCCGUUUACUUGAGGCUCAGAUUGCCACAGGUGGAAUCAUUGAUCCCUUGAAGUGUCUUCACAUACCCCUUGAAGUCGCAUACAAGAAAGGAUAUUUUGAUGCAGAACUUUAUCGUAUCUUAUGCGACUCCACUGAUGACACAAAGGGCUUUUUUGACCCAAAGACACAUGACAAUCUGACCUACAUGGAGAUGUUGGGUAGGUGUGUUCAAGAUGAGAAAACUGGACUGUCUCUCCUGCCACUGAAUGACACACAAAAAGCUACUGAUGCCAAGGACAAAGUGUGUACUACCACGGAGAUAAAACAAGAAUUUGAAAAGACAGCUGUGAGUGUAUCACUGGGGCACUAUUCAGGAAAAUCAGUCACUUUGUGGGACUUGAUUCAUUCUGGGUACUUCACUGAGGACCAGCGGCUUGAAAUCAUUGAAAAAUACAGAACAAGGCAGAUGAACACACAAACCAUAAUCACAAUGGUGAUGUCAACUAUUGAAAAACUGGAGAAAAGUGAAAUGCCCACAGUCAUGGGCCUGAGAAAGCCAGUCUCUGCACAACAACUUCUUGAUGCAGAUAUCAUUGAUGCAGAUACAUUCAAGCAGGUAAAGGAAGGAAAACUUACUUUUGAAGCAGUAAGUGAACGUGAACCAGUAAAGAAGUACAUAAAAGGAACUGGCAGCAUUGCUGGAAUCAAGGUUUAUCCAUCACAAAAAGUGAUGAGCAUAUAUGAAGCACAAAAAGAAGAUCGGUUGACACCAGGCAUUGCACUUGUACUACUUGAGGCUCAGGCUGCCACAGGAUGGAUCAUUGAUCCCAUAAAAAACAAGUCCUAUGCUGUUGAUGAGGCAGCAAGAGAGAAAGUCAUUGGACCAGAUGUGCUUGAGCAACUUCUCUCAGCUGAACGAGCUGUAACUGGCUAUAAAGAUCCAUGCACAGAUGCAACUAUAUCACUGUUUGAAGCCAUGAGUGAACAGCUUAUUCAGAGAAGUGAUGGCAUUCGUCUUCUUGAUGCUCAAAUGGCAACUGGGGGGAUAAUUGACCCAAAUCACAGUCACAGACUCCCAGUUGCUGUCGCUAUCAAGAAGGGGUAUCUCAAUGAGGAUAUGCACAAACUUCUGUCAAACCCAACUGAAGAUGCAAUGGGAUUCUUUGACCCAAACACCAAAGUAAACCUCUCUUACAAUAAGCUCACAGAGCGCUGUGAGACAGAUCCUCUAACUAGUCUGCUUCUUCUACCCCUGUAUGAAGAUGAAUCCCCAGUACUUCACACAGACGAGAAGAUACAGCUUGUAUUUAAAAACAAAAGACUUGAAGUAAAUGCUGGGAAGUUCAAAAACAAAGACGUGACAUUGUGGGAAGUGUUGCUCUCUGAAUACAUAUCAGAACAAAAAAGGGAACAGAUCAUACGACAAUACAGAACAGGAGUCAUGACAAUAGAGGAGAUCAUUGAAAUACUUACUGUUAUCAUAACAGAGGUGUCAUCAAAAGAAAGAAAGUUCAAAGGGCUACGCAAACAGGUCUCAGCAAGUGAGCUGUAUGAGUCAAAAAUCAUCUCAAAGGAGCUUUUUACAGAGAUUGUUCAGGGUACGGUAACUGAAGAAAAUGUAAACAAAAUGGAAUCAAUUCAAAAGUACCUUGGAGCUACAAACUGUAUAGCAGGUGUCAGGGUUGAGGCUACAAAGAAAGUCAUGAGCAUCUAUGACGCCAAAACCCGUGGUCUGCUGACUCCUGGCACUUCUCUGGUCCUGUUGGAGGCCCAGGCGGCCACUGGAUAUGUCAUUGACCCAGUCAAAGACCGAAAACUGACUGUGGAGGAGGCCGUGGCGCAGAAUGUGGUCGGCAAUGAGUGGAAAAACAAACUUCUGUCAGCAGAAAGAGCAGUCACAGGAUACAAAGAUCCCUACACAGGAAACACAAUAUCUCUGUUCCAGGCCCUGAAAAAAGACCUCAUCGUCAAAGAUCAUGGAAUUCGCCUUCUGGAAGCACAAAUUGCCACGGGAGGCAUUAUUGACCCCGUCCACAGCCAUCGAGUUCCUGUGCAGGUGGCAUACCAAAGAGGUUACUUUGAUGAGGAAAUGAAUCAGAUUCUGUCUGACCCCGAUGAUGACACCAAGGGCUUCUUUGACCCCAACACUCAAGAGAACCUCACCUAUCUACAGCUGGUAGAGAGGUGCAUCAUCGAUCCCAUCACAGGCCUGAGCUUACUGGUCAUAGUCAAGAAAGGAGAGUUUUAUUUCUUUGUUGAUGAGGCAACAAAGCUCAUCCUGAAGUCCAAAACAACAACAAGAGCAGGAGGGAAAUACCAAGGAACAACCGUGUCCCUUUGGGAUCUGCUUUACUCCAAGUACAUCACAGAGGAGAAGAGGCGAGAGCUAGUGCAACAGUUCAUGGCGGGGUCCAUCACAAUUGAGCGCUUCAUGGAGAUUAUUCUCACAAUCAUACAGAAGCAAACAACAGCAACAACAACAACCUCCUCAUCAAUUGUCACUUGUGAGCCACCUGACACAAAAGUUGACAGCAGCACAACAACCACAGUUAUCACUACAACAACCACAGAGACAACUGAAAGUCAGAGUUUCCAUGGAAUCAGAAAGGAUGUCAGUCCUUCCGAGCUGCUGAAAUCUAAGAUCAUCGAUGAGAGCCUUUACAAAGAUCUAAGGGCUGGAAAAGUCACAGUGACAGAAGUGAGCGAAAUGGACUCAGUGCGCAAGUACCUGGAGGGAACCAACAGCAUUGCAGGAGUCUACUUGCAGUCCACCCAGGAGACCCUAAGCAUCUACGACGCCAAAAACCGUCGUCUGCUGACUCCUGGCACUUCUCUGGUCCUGUUGGAGGCCCAGGCAGCCACUGGAUUUGUCAUUGACCCAGUCAAAGACCGAAAACUGACUGUGGAGGAGGCCGUGGCGCAGAAUGUGGUCGGCAACGAGUGGAAAAACAAACUUCUGUCAGCAGAAAGAGCAGUCACAGGAUACAAAGAUCCCUACACAGGAAACACAAUAUCUCUGUUCCAGGCCCUGAAAAAAGACCUCAUCGUCAAGGAUCAUGGAAUUCGCCUUCUGGAAGCACAAAUUGCCACGGGAGGCAUUAUCGACCCCGUCCACAGCCAUCGAGUUCCUGUGCAGGUGGCAUACCAAAGAGGUUACUUUGAUGAGGAAAUGAAUCAGAUUCUGUCUGACCCCGAUGAUGACACCAAGGGCUUCUUUGACCCCAACACUCAAGAGAACCUCACCUAUCUUCAGCUGGUAGAGAGGUGCAUCAUCGAUCCCAUCACAGGCCUGAGCUUACUGGUCAUAGUCAAGAAAGGAGAGUUUUAUUUCUUUGUUGAUGAGGCAACAAAGCUCAUCCUGAAGUCCAAAACAACAACAAGAGCAGGAGGGAAAUACCAAGGAACAACCGUGUCCCUCUGGGAUCUGCUGUACUCCAAGUACAUCACAGAGGAGAAGAGGCGAGAGCUAGUGCAACAGUUCAAGGCAGGGUCCAUCACAAUUGAGCGCUUCAUGGAGAUUAUUCUCACAAUCAUACAGAAGCAAACAACAGCAACAACAACAACCUCCUCAUCAAUUGUCACUUUUGAGCCACCUGACACAAAAGUUGACAGCAGCACAACAACCACAGUUAUCACUACAACAACCACAGAGACAACUGAAAGUCAGAGUUUCCAUGGAAUCAGAAAGGAUGUCAGUCCUUCCGAGCUGCUGAAAUCCAAGAUCAUCGAUGAGAGCCUUUACAAAGAUCUAAGGGCUGGAAAAGUCACAGUGACAGAAGUGAGCGAAAUGGACUCAGUGCGCAAGUACCUGGAGGGAACCAACAGCAUUGCAGGAGUCUACUUGCAGUCCACCCAGGAGACCCUAAGCAUCUACGACGCCAAAACCCGUGGUCUGCUGACUCCUGGCACUUCUCUGGUCCUGUUGGAGGCCCAGGCAGCCACUGGAUUUGUCAUUGACCCAGUCAAAGACCGAAAACUGACUGUGGAGGAGGCCGUGGCGCAGAAUGUGGUCGGCAACGAGUGGAAAAACAAACUUCUGUCAGCAGAAAGAGCAGUCACAGGAUACAAAGAUCCCUACACAGGAAACACAAUAUCUCUGUUCCAGGCCCUGAAAAAAGACCUCAUCGUCAAGGAUCAUGGAAUUCGCCUUCUGGAAGCACAAAUUGCCACAGGAGGCAUUAUCGACCCCGUCCACAGCCAUCGAGUUCCUGUGCAGGUGGCAUACCAAAGAGGUUACUUUGAUGAGGAAAUGAAUCAGAUUCUGUCUGACCCCGAUGAUGACACCAAGGGCUUCUUUGACCCCAACACUCAAGAGAACCUCACCUAUCUUCAGCUGGUAGAGAGGUGCAUCAUCGAUCCCAUCACAGGCCUGAGCUUACUGGUCAUAGUCAAGAAAGGAGAGUUUUAUUUCUUUGUUGAUGAGGCAACAAAGCUCAUCCUGAAGUCCAAAACAACAACAAGAGCAGGAGGGAAAUACCAAGGAACAACCGUGUCCCUCUGGGAUCUGCUGUACUCCAAGUACAUCACAGAGGAGAAGAGGCGAGAGCUAGUGCAACAGUUCAAGGCAGGGUCCAUCACAAUUGAGCGCUUCAUGGAGAUUAUUCUCACAAUCAUACAGAAGCAAACAACAGCAACAACAACAACCUCCUCAUCAAUUGUCACUUUUGAGCCACCUGACACAAAAGUUGACAGCAGCACAACAACCACAGUUAUCACUACAACAACCACAGAGACAACUGAAAGUCAGAGUUUCCAUGGAAUCAGAAAGGAUGUCAGUCCUUCCGAGCUGCUGAAAUCCAAGAUCAUCGAUGAGAGCCUUUACAAAGAUCUAAGGGCUGGAAAAGUCACAGUGACAGAAGUGAGCGAAAUGGACUCAGUGCGCAAGUACCUGGAGGGAACCAACAGCAUUGCAGGAGUCUACUUGCAGUCCACCCAGGAGACCCUAAGCAUCUACGACGCCAAAACCCGUGGUCUGCUGACUCCUGGCACUUCUCUGGUCCUGUUGGAGGCCCAGGCAGCCACUGGAUUUGUCAUUGACCCAGUCAAAGACCGAAAACUGACUGUGGAGGAGGCCGUGGCGCAGAAUGUGGUCAGCAACGAGUGGAAAAACAAACUUCUGUCAGCAGAAAGAGCAGUCACAGGAUACAAAGAUCCCUACACAGGAAACACAAUAUCUCUGUUCCAGGCCCUGAAAAAAGACCUCAUCGUCAAGGAUCAUGGAAUUCGCCUUCUGGAAGCACAAAUUGCCACGGGAGGCAUUAUCGACCCCGUCCACAGCCAUCGAGUUCCUGUGCAGGUGGCAUACCAAAGAGGUUACUUUGAUGAGGAAAUGAAUCAGAUUCUGUCUGACCCCGAUGAUGACACCAAGGGCUUCUUUGACCCCAACACUCAAGAGAACCUCACCUAUCUACAGCUGGUAGAGAGGUGCAUCAUCGAUCCCAUCACAGGCCUGAGCUUACUGGUCAUAGUCAAGAAAGGAGAGUUUUAUUUCUUUGUUGAUGAGGCAACAAAGCUCAUCCUGAAGUCCAAAACAACAACAAGAGCAGGAGGGAAAUACCAAGGAACAACUGUGUCCCUCUGGGAUCUGCUGUACUCCAAGUACAUCACAGAGGAAAGGAGGCGAGAGCUAGUGCAACAGUUCAUGGCGGGGUCCAUCACAAUUGAGCGCUUCAUGGAGAUUAUUCUCACAAUCAUACAAAAGCAAACAACAGCAACAACAACAACCUCCUCAUCAAUUGUUACUUGUGAGCCACCUGACACAAAAGUUGACAGCAGCACAACAACCACAGUUAUCACUACAACAACCACAGAGACAACUGAAAGUCAGAGUUUCCAUGGAAUCAGAAAGGAUGUCAGUCCUUCCGAGCUGCUGAAAUCCAAGAUCAUCGAUGAGAGCCUUUACAAAGAUCUAAGGGCUGGAAAAGUCACAGUGACAGAAGUGAGCGAAAUGGACUCAGUGCGCAAGUACCUGGAGGGAACCAACAGCAUUGCAGGAGUCUACUUGCAGUCCACCCAGGAGACCCUAAGCAUCUAUGACGCCAAAAACCGUGGUCUGCUGACUCCUGGCACUUCUCUGGUCCUGUUGGAGGCCCAGGCGGCCACUGGAUUUGUCAUUGACCCAGUCAAAGACCGAAAACUGACUGUGGAGGAGGCCGUGGCGCAGAAUGUGGUCGGCAACGAGUGGAAAAACAAACUUCUGUCAGCAGAAAGAGCAGUCACAGGAUACAAAGAUCCCUACACAGGAAACACAAUAUCUCUGUUCCAGGCCCUGAAAAAAGACCUCAUCGUCAAAGAUCAUGGAAUUCGCCUUCUGGAAGCACAAAUUGCCACGGGAGGCAUUAUCGACCCCGUCCACAGCCAUCGAGUUCCUGUGCAGGUGGCAUACCAAAGAGGUUACUUUGAUGAGGAAAUGAAUCAGAUUCUGUCUGACCCCGAUGAUGACACCAAGGGCUUCUUUGACCCCAACACUCAAGAGAACCUCACCUAUCUUCAGCUGGUAGAGAGGUGCAUCAUCGAUCCCAUCACAGGCCUGAGCUUACUGGUCAUAGUCAAGAAAGGAGAGUUUUAUUUCUUUGUUGAUGAGGCAACAAAGCUCAUCCUGAAGUCCAAAACAACAACAAGAGCAGGAGGGAAAUACCAAGGAACAACCGUGUCCCUCUGGGAUCUGCUGUACUCCAAGUACAUCACAGAGGAAAGGAGGCGAGAGCUAGUGCAACAGUUCAUGGCGGGGUCCAUCACAAUUGAGCGCUUCAUGGAGAUUAUUCUCACAAUCAUACAGAAGCAAACAACAGCAACAACAACAACCUCCUCAUCAAUUGUCACUUGUGAGCCACCUGACACAAAAGUUGACAGCAGCACAACAACCACAGUUAUCACUACAACAACCACAGAGACAACUGAAAGUCAGAGUUUCCAUGGAAUCAGAAAGGAUGUCAGUCCUUCCGAGCUGCUGAAAUCCAAGAUCAUCGAUGAGAGCCUUUACAAAGAUCUAAGGGCUGGAAAAGUCACAGUGACAGAAGUGAGCGAAAUGGACUCAGUGCGCAAGUACCUGGAGGGAACCAACAGCAUUGCAGGAGUCUACUUGCAGUCCACCCAGGAGACCCUAAGCAUCUAUGACGCCAAAAACCGUCGUCUGCUGACUCCUGGCACUUCUCUGGUCCUGUUGGAGGCCCAGGCAGCCACUGGAUUUGUCAUUGACCCAGUCAAAGACCGAAAACUGACUGUGGAGGAGGCCGUGGCGCAGAAUGUGGUCGGCAACGAGUGGAAAAACAAACUUCUGUCAGCAGAAAGAGCAGUCACAGGAUACAAAGAUCCCUACACAGGAAACACAAUAUCUCUGUUCCAGGCCCUGAAAAAAGACCUCAUCGUCAAAGAUCAUGGAAUUCGCCUUCUGGAAGCACAAAUUGCCACGGGAGGCAUUAUCGACCCCGUCCACAGCCAUCGAGUUCCUGUGCAGGUGGCAUACCAAAGAGGUUACUUUGAUGAGGAAAUGAAUCAGAUUCUGUCUGACCCCGAUGAUGACACCAAGGGCUUCUUUGACCCCAACACUCAAGAGAACCUCACCUAUCUUCAGCUGGUAGAGAGGUGCAUCAUCGAUCCCAUCACAGGCCUGAGCUUACUGGUCAUAGUCAAGAAAGGAGAGUUUUAUUUCUUUGUUGAUGAGGCAACAAAGCUCAUCCUGAAGUCCAAAACAACAACAAGAGCAGGAGGGAAAUACCAAGGAACAACCGUGUCCCUCUGGGAUCUGCUUUACUCCAAGUACAUCACAGAGGAGAAGAGGCGAGAGCUAGUGCAACAGUUCAUGGCGGGGUCCAUCACAAUUGAGCGCUUCAUGGAGAUUAUUCUCACAAUCAUACAGAAGCAAACAACAGCAACAACAACAACCUCCUCAUCAAUUGUCACUUUUGAGCCACCUGACACAAAAGUUGACAGCAGCACAACAACCACAGUUAUCACUACAACAACCACAGAGACAACUGAAAGUCAGAGUUUCCAUGGAAUCAGAAAGGAUGUCAGUCCUUCCGAGCUGCUGAAAUCCAAGAUCAUCGAUGAGAGCCUUUACAAAGAUCUAAGGGCUGGAAAAGUCACAGUGACAGAAGUGAGCGAAAUGGACUCAGUGCGCAAGUACCUGGAGGGAACCAACAGCAUUGCAGGAGUCUACUUGCAGUCCACCCAGGAGACCCUAAGCAUCUAUGACGCCAAAAACCGUGGUCUGCUGACUCCUGGCACUUCUCUGGUCCUGUUGGAGGCCCAGGCGGCCACUGGAUUUGUCAUUGACCCAGUCAAAGACCGAAAACUGACUGUGGAGGAGGCCGUGGCGCAGAAUGUGGUCGGCAACGAGUGGAAAAACAAACUUCUGUCAGCAGAAAGAGCAGUCACAGGAUACAAAGAUCCCUACACAGGAAACACAAUAUCUCUGUUCCAGGCCCUGAAAAAAGACCUCAUCGUCAAGGAUCAUGGAAUUCGCCUUCUGGAAGCACAAAUUGCCACGGGAGGCAUUAUCGACCCCGUCCACAGCCAUCGAGUUCCUGUGCAGGUGGCUUACCAAAGAGGUUACUUUGAUGAGGAAAUGAAUCAGAUUCUGUCUGACCCCGAUGAUGACACCAAGGGCUUCUUUGACCCCAACACUCAAGAGAACCUCACCUAUCUACAGCUGGUAGAGAGGUGCAUCAUCGAUCCCAUCACAGGCCUGAGCUUACUGGUCAUAGUCAAGAAAGGAGAGUUUUAUUUCUUUGUUGAUGAGGCAACAAAGCUCAUCCUGAAGUCCAAAACAACAACAAGAGCAGGAGGGAAAUACCAAGGAACAACCGUGUCCCUCUGGGAUCUGCUGUACUCCAAGUACAUCACAGAGGAGAAGAGGCGAGAGCUAGUGCAACAGUUCAAGGCGGGGUCCAUCACAAUUAAGCGCUUCAUGGAGAUUAUUCUCACAAUCAUACAGAAGCAAACAACAGCAACAACAACAACCUCCUCAUCAAUUGUCACUUGUGAGCCACCUGACACAAAAGUUGACAGCAGCACAACAACCACAGUUAUCACUACAACAACCACAGAGACAACUGAAAGUCAGAGUUUCCAUGGAAUCAGAAAGGAUGUCAGUCCUUCCGAGCUGCUGAAAUCCAAGAUCAUCGAUGAGAGCCUUUACAAAGAUCUAAGGGCUGGAAAAGUCACAGUGACAGAAGUGAGCGAAAUGGACUCAGUGCGCAAGUACCUGGAGGGAACCAACAGCAUUGCAGGAGUCUACUUGCAGUCCACCCAAGAGACCCUAAGCAUCUAUGACGCCAAAAACCGUCGUCUGCUGACUCCUGGCACUUCUCUGGUCCUGUUGGAGGCCCAGGCGGCCACUGGAUUUGUCAUUGACCCAGUCAAAGACCGAAAACUGACUGUGGAGGAGGCCGUGGCGCAGAAUGUGGUCGGCAACGAGUGGAAAAACAAACUUCUGUCAGCAGAAAGAGCAGUCACAGGAUACAAAGAUCCCUACACAGGAAACACAAUAUCUCUGUUCCAGGCCCUGAAAAAAGACCUCAUCGUCAAAGAUCAUGGAAUUCGCCUUCUGGAAGCACAAAUUGCCACGGGAGGCAUUAUCGACCCCGUCCACAGCCAUCGAGUUCCUGUGCAGGUGGCAUACCAAAGAGGUUACUUUGAUGAGGAAAUGAAUCAGAUUCUGUCUGACCCCGAUGAUGACACCAAGGGCUUCUUUGACCCCAACACUCAAGAGAACCUCACCUAUCUACAGCUGGUAGAGAGGUGCAUCAUCGAUCCCAUCACAGGCCUGAGCUUACUGGUCAUAGUCAAGAAAGGAGAGUUUUAUUUCUUUGUUGAUGAGGCAACAAAGCUCAUCCUGAAGUCCAAAACAACAACAAGAGCAGGAGGGAAAUACCAAGGAACAACCGUGUCCCUCUGGGAUCUGCUUUACUCCAAGUACAUCACAGAGGAGAAGAGGCGAGAGCUAGUGCAACAGUUCAUGGCGGGGUCCAUCACAAUUGAGCGCUUCAUGAAGAUUAUUCUCACAAUCAUACAGAAGCAAACAACAGCAACAACAACAACCUCCUCAUCAAUUGUCACUUUUGAGCCACCUGACACAAAAGUUGACAGCAGCACAACAACCACAGUUAUCACUACAACAACCACAGAGACAACUGAAAGUCAGAGUUUCCAUGGAAUCAGAAAGGAUGUCAGUCCUUCCGAGCUGCUGAAAUCCAAGAUCAUCGAUGAGAGCCUUUACAAAGAUCUAAGGGCUGGAAAAGUCACAGUGACAGAAGUGAGCGAAAUGGACUCAGUGCGCAAGUACCUGGAGGGAACCAACAGCAUUGCAGGAGUCUACUUGCAGUCCACCCAGGAGACCCUAAGCAUCUAUGACGCCAAAAACCGUCGUCUGCUGACUCCUGGCACUUCUCUGGUCCUGUUGGAGGCCCAGGCGGCCACUGGAUAUGUCAUUGACCCAGUCAAAGACCGAAAACUGACUGUGGAGGAGGCCGUGGCGCAGAAUGUGGUCGGCAAUGAGUGGAAAAACAAACUUCUGUCAGCAGAAAGAGCAGUCACAGGAUACAAAGAUCCCUACACAGGAAACACAAUAUCUCUGUUCCAGGCCCUGAAAAAAGACCUCAUCGUCAAAGAUCAUGGAAUUCGCCUUCUGGAAGCACAAAUUGCCACGGGAGGCAUUAUUGAUCCCGUCCACAGCCAUCGAGUUCCUGUGCAGGUGGCAUACCAAAGAGGUUACUUUGAUGAGGAAAUGAAUCAGAUUCUGUCUGACCCCGAUGAUGACACCAAGGGCUUCUUUGACCCCAACACUCAAGAGAACCUCACCUAUCUACAGCUGGUAGAGAGGUGCAUCAUCGAUCCCAUCACAGGCCUGAGCUUACUUCCCUUGCGCAGAUAAAUAGAUGAAACUUUUGGAGCCAAUCAAAUCUUUGUGCCCUGACCAUUUAAUCAAAGUUUUUUGAAGGUUACACAUAAUAGUGUUACAGUUUUGUAUCAAAUUGAUUUCUUUAAAAAAAAUUAAUGAGAGAAAAGCGUUUGUACAUUUUUUUGCAGAUUACUGCCCUUUUUUUUGUUAGGCCUGAUGGUGAAGAGUUUCUUACUGCAAAACUGUUAAACUUGUUGAGUUGAGUUGUUGAAGAACAAUUUUGAAAAUGAGCACUGCACAGCCUGCUUUUUAACUCGGCUUCAAAUCAAAUCCACCUGCUGAAAUCUUCUCACUGUCUGUGCGUUUUCCUGUAGAUGUCUAUGAUAGUCCCAUUCUUUUUUACAUAUGGAGGCUUAGGUGUUAAUACUUGUUCCCAAAUUCAAAUGUCAAAUGUCAGCUUCUUAAUACAUCUUUCACAUUUGUGGCCUUGGAUUUUUUUUUACUUUUUGUCAUUUUUUCAACUGAUCCAGAUUUUCUUUUGUACUUACUGAUCUAAAAUUCUUGAUUUGUGACACUUUAUAUUUUGUUUUUUAAUAGUUUAACACCCAUUAUUAAAAAUAUGUAUUUGCUUUGUUUUACACUAAAGUACAGCAUUUGAUUUGAGCUGAGUAAACUUUUACUUUAUCUUUAAAAGCCAGAAUAAUGUUUUUUUACAUUUCUGAAAAUGCUAAUACCAGUGUGUUGCUGAAAUAAUUGAAAUGUGACAGCAGGUAAUACAGCUAGACUUGCUAACAUGUUUUACGUAUUGUUCAACCUUCUGUUCAUCAAGUCUAUGUUUAAACUUUCCAAUAAACAGGUGAUCUAUGAAUAAGACAUCUUGGCUUCAUUUUCACACUUUCUGCCAGAACAUCUCUGUUUAAAUAACAACAAGGCCGGAUAAGUAGUUGUACAUGUUGUACACGAGGUUUCCAAAAGAGUCCUCUAAAUACAUGUAAAGGUUAAGAUGCAACAAAAUAAGGAGGGUGGUGCCCUCUAGUGUAGAGAAAGUAUUUGAC
Molecule: messenger RNA, 19669 nt
Organism: Xyrichtys novacula (pearly razorfish)
Lineage: Eukaryota; Metazoa; Chordata; Actinopteri; Labriformes; Labridae
Source: the annotation of a GenBank genome assembly